ACUUGUACUCGUUAUGUCGAGGACUUGGAUAAUUUGGGUCUUGCUGACGACCCAAUGGAUUGCUAGUGGAGGGGCCUACGAAUCUGAUUAUCAAGAAAAGUGUAUUAGCAGACGGCUCAUCAACCGUUAUCAGUUGAACGAAGAAAUAUACGGACGAAGAAGCUGCGAUCUUAAAAAUCAAAAGCGUCAAAAACGACGUGUUGACCCCACAUUUCAUGGAAAUCCUAAGCCACGAAGAGAGCUUUUGGCCAGUAAGUUCCAUGUUAAUUCGUACAACUUCGGUCAGACUAACUCUUUAGUGGGGCUGGUUAACAAAAUUGCUCAAGAGUAUCUAAAUAAAUGUCCACCGGUCAUAUAUUAUGAUAGUUUUGUGGAAAAAUCCGAUGGACUGAUUCUCGAGAAUUUGUUUAAGACUAUCCCUAUUACUUUCUACCAUGGCGAAAUUAACGCAGGCUACGAAGCAAAAAAUGCUCGUUUUACAAGCCACAUCGAUAGCAAUUGCAAAAGUUACAUUUUGUUUCUUUCGGACCCACUUAUGACGCGGAAGAUUCUAGGUGCCCAAACGGAAAGUCGUGUGGUGCUUGUCUCAAGGUCGACACAAUGGAGGCUUCGUGAUUUUUUGUCAUCAGAACUAUCUUCAAACAUAGUAAAUUUAUUAGUAAUUGGAGAAUCACUGAUGGCUGACCCAAUGCGCGAGCGCCCUUACGUUUUGUACACCCACAAACUUUACGCAGAUGGUCUUGGCUCAAAUACUCCCGUGGUGCUCACCAGCUGGAUAAAGGGAGCUCUUUCGCGACCGCACAUUAAUCUUUUUCCACCGAAGUUCCAAUUUGGUUUUGCCGGCCACAGGUUUCAAAUUUCGGCCGCUAAUCAGCCGCCUUUCAUCUUUCGCAUCCGCACUUUAGAUUCCUCAGGAAUGGGCCAGUUACGCUGGGACGGAGUAGAAUUUCGACUACUGAGCAUGAUAUCAAAACGUUUGAACUUUUCAGUAGAUAUCACUGAGACACCAACCCGGGCCUUUACGCGGGGAGUAGUGAACGCCAUCCAGGAACAGAUUGUUGAAAGGGCAGUAGACAUUGGGAUGUCCGGUAUUUACAUAACUGAGGAGAGACUCCGGGACUCCGACAUGUCGGUAGGACACUCACGCGAUUGUGCAGCCUUUAUAACACUCGCCUCAAAGGCACUGCCCAAAUACAGAGCCAUCAUGGGCCCGUUCCAGUGGCCCGUCUGGGUCGCUCUAAUUUGUGUCUAUCUUGGAGGAAUAUUUCCAAUCGUCUUCACCAACCGUUUGACACUUAGCCAUUUAAUGGGUAACUGGGGUGAGGUAGAAAACAUGUUUUGGUAUGUGUUUGGUAUGUUCACAAACGCUUUCACAUUCACUGGAAAAUACUCGUGGAGCAAUACCCAGAAAAACUCCACACGAAUCCUGAUUGGAGCCUAUUGGCUAUUUACAAUUAUCAUUACGUCCUGCUACACUGGUUCCAUCAUUGCAUUCGUAACGUUGCCAGCGUUUCCCGACACCGUUGACUCUGUGCUGGACCUGCUGGGCUUGUUUUUUCGCGUGGGAACCCUGGAUAAUGGCGGCUGGGAGACCUGGUUCCAAAACUCCACCCACAUUCCUACGUCUAGGCUGUACAAGAAAAUGGAGUUUGUCGGUACCCUAGAGGAGGGCAUCGGCAACGUUACACAGAGCUUCUUUUGGAACUAUGCCUUUUUGGGCUCAAAGUCUCAACUUGAAUACCUGGUGCAGUCAAAUUUUUCAGAUGAAAAUAUAUCGCGCAGAUCGGCGCUCCAUUUGAGUGAGGAGUGCUUUGCCCUCUUCCAAAUAGGCUUUCUCUUUCCGCGAGAGUCCGUGUAUAAGCGCAAGAUCGACUCGAUGAUCCUGCUGGCCCAGCAAAGCGGUCUCAUUGACAAAAUCAAUAACGAGGUAAGCUGGGUUAUGCAGCGAUCGUCGUCAGGACGCCUGUUGCAAGCCAGUUCAUCAAAUUCGCUGCGUGAAAUAAUCCAGGAGGAGCGCCAACUGACCACGGCGGACACAGAGGGCAUGUUUUUGCUGAUGGCGCUUGGAUACUUCCUAGGUGCGUCGGCCCUGGUGUCCGAAAUCGUGGGUGGCAUAACCAACAAGUGUCGUCAAAUAAUCAAGCGAUCUCGCAAGUCGGCCUCCAGCUCUUGGUCCUCCCGCCACAGCUCGGCGACAUGUGGGGCGGAAAAACGCACGGAGGCCGAGCAAUUGGCGCACGAUGAACGAAAAGCCACCAGGCGCGACGCCGCUGAGGAUUGCCAGAAGAUGAGUUUCGGAAUGCGAGAGUUUAAUCUUACCCGCACAACCCUGCGUGAGCUGUACGGAAGCUAUGGUAGACCAGAUCAGAGCAAUGGGCAGCGAGCCGUCGAUAACCCGAAAUUGCCUUCCAGCCCCGAAAACUUAAUUUACUUGGAAGACGAAGAGUCCCGUGAAGCUAUCGCAUCUCUGGAUCGUUUAGACGACUUCAUGACCCAGAUGGUUGGCGAAAGUGAUCCUCAGCCACAUGAAUUCAGACCCGACGAAUUAUUUGGACCCAAUACAGAACAUGGGGAAGUCCCUGAAAAUCGAUAAGCACUCAAAUAAAAAAAUGUUUCAAAUUUUACACACACAUUAGUUUAACAUACACCUUACAGUUACAGUCAUAAGAUUUCGUUACAAAGCAAUUGUUCGUACCCAAAGGUACUCAACAUGACCACACCCAACAAAUCAAGCAGUAGCCAAAUUGGGA
Molecule: messenger RNA, 2750 nt
Organism: Drosophila subpulchrella
Lineage: Eukaryota; Metazoa; Arthropoda; Insecta; Diptera; Drosophilidae
Gene: Ir21a
Product: ionotropic receptor 21a
Exons: 5
Coding region: 14-2593 (859 amino acids)
Cellular component (GO): membrane
Molecular function (GO): ligand-gated monoatomic ion channel activity
Source: RefSeq, a predicted model, not a curated record